Messenger RNA from Drosophila ficusphila, 1132 nucleotides. RefSeq names its product putative serine protease F56F10.1. The record is from RefSeq and is a predicted model, not a curated record. Gene Ontology annotation, biological process: proteolysis. NCBI's taxonomy places the organism in Eukaryota, Metazoa, Arthropoda, Insecta, Diptera, Drosophilidae. The transcript has 5 exons. The coding region runs from base 147 to 1106 and encodes 319 amino acids. Gene Ontology annotation, molecular function: serine-type exopeptidase activity; dipeptidyl-peptidase activity.
AAUGAAUCAAAUAUUAUGUUAACCAGUAGUUAUAUUAAUGACUUAGCUAAACGAUAUGGAGGGUAUCUGAUACACAGCGAACAUCGUUACUAUGGAGAAAACUUCUCGACCUGCAUUCUUUAAGAUAUCUCACAGUUCCGCAGGCCAUGGCGGAUGUGGCUACUUUAAUUCGCUCUUUAAAAGAAAACACAACUUAUUUCGGUGAAUCCAAGGUAUUUCUGGUGGGAGGAUCGUAUUCGGGGCUUAUGGUCCCCUGGUUUGCCAAACUUUAUCCCAGUUUGAUUGACUUGGGAUGGGCUUCCAGUGCUCCGGUUCGAUUUAAAACUGAGUUUUGGGAGUUCUAUGCGAAUGUCUUCAAACUUAUUCUUAAAAUUGGAGGUAAGGAGUGUCAUAGUCACAUAACAAAGGGUUUUGAUACUCUUAAGGCCGAAAUAGACAAACAUGACCUCAAAGAAUUAAUAGAAAUGAAUAUUUGUGGAUUUGACCAUACAAAUGAUAGUUAUGUUUUUAAUCUUUUUGAGAUCUUAACAAGAGUCAUUGGAACUUUAGUGCAAGAUGAAAAUAUUCAAAAGGCUUGUGAUGAAAUUUCCCGAACAUCAUUUGCAUCUUAUCUCAAGAAAGAACUUCAUGGAGAUUCUACGAAAUGCUACGACUCUGUUUCUAGUUUGGAAUCUCUAAAGGAUAUUCAUUAUACCACGGAUUCAGCUCGCCUUUGGCUGUACCAAUGUUGUAGUGAGCUUGGAAAUUUUAAAACCUCUAAAUACGUCCCCCGUGAUUUUUGGCUUGAUAUGUGUACUGAUGUUUUUGGACAUACGUUUUCUUUCUGUUAUAUAAACAGAAAGGUAAAAAAAACCGAUCGUAAUUUUCAGGAUAUGGAAAGCAAUGAAAGUUUUCGACGAGUUUUUUUGACCCAACCGGAACUAGAUGCGUGGUCAGUUACCAAAGUGAGAAAACAUAAUCGAACCUAUAUUUUAGAAGGUGCAACUCACUGCGAAGAUCUGGAAAAAUCGACGAAAAACGAUAAGCCGUCUAUAAAAAUUUUGAAGAUGGACAUUGAUUUUGAAGUUCAGAAGUUGCAAAAUAGUCACCAACCAAUAAUAAAUUAAAACACCUUUUUUAAUACAUAAAAAAA